Prinia subflava (tawny-flanked prinia) is the source of this 3962-nucleotide messenger RNA. RefSeq names its product exocyst complex component 6 (gene EXOC6). NCBI's taxonomy places the organism in Eukaryota, Metazoa, Chordata, Aves, Passeriformes, Cisticolidae. The transcript is spliced from 23 exons. Gene Ontology annotation, cellular component: exocyst; membrane. The record is from RefSeq and is a predicted model, not a curated record. Gene Ontology annotation, biological process: exocytosis; Golgi to plasma membrane transport; intracellular protein transport. The coding region runs from base 61 to 2481 and encodes 806 amino acids.
CGGCUCCGCCGCCGCUCCUCCCUCGGCGCCUCCCGCAGCGCCGGGUCCCUCCCAUCCAAGAUGGCGGAGAGUCUCCCCGAGCAUGAUCGGAUCCUGCAGGAGAUCGAGAGCACCGACACGGCCUGCGUGGGACCCACCCUGAGGUCUGUAUAUGAUGACCAACCAAAUGCACAUCAGAAGUUUAUGGAAAAACUUGAUGCCUGCAUACGUAACCAUGACAGGGAGAUAGAAAAGAUGUGCAAUUUUCACCAUCAGGGCUUUGUGGAUGCUAUUACAGAGCUUCUUAAAGUUAGGGCUGAUGCAGAAAAACUAAAGGUCCAAGUUACUGAUACCAACCGAAGGCUUCAGGAUGCUGGGAAAGAGGUGAUAGCCCAAACAGAGGAAAUCAUCCGAUGUAGGGUUCAACAGCGGAAUAUUACAACAGUUGUGGAAAAACUACAGUUGUGUCUUCCAGUGCUGGAAAUGUACAGCAAACUAAAAGAACAGAUGAGUGUUAAAAGAUACUAUUCAGCUUUGAAAACAAUGGAGCAGCUAGAAAAUCUAUAUCUUCCUAGAGUUAGCCAAUACCGCUUUUGCCAGAUAAUGAUAGAAAAUCUGCCAAAACUGCGUGAAGAAAUAAAAGAAAUAUCCAUGUCAGAUCUGAAGGACUUUUUAGAGAGUAUUCGAAAGCAUUCUGACAGAAUUGGGGAAACUGCCAUGAAACAGGCACAGCAGCAGAAAACCUUUAGUACUGCUCUCCAGAAGCAGAACAAUGUAAACUAUGGUCGGAAUAUGCAUCUAGGUAGAAACAGGAUUUUGGAAUCCAAGAAUGAAAUCACAUUGAAGCGAACAUUUGAAGAUGAGGAUGAACAUGAAGAAGAGGUUUUAACUGCCCAAGAUCUUGUAGACUUUUCUCCAGUCUAUAGAUGUUUGCACAUCUACUCAGUCUUGGGUGAUGGGGAAACAUUUGAAAAUUACUACAGAAAACAAAGGAGGAAACAAGCAAGAUUAGUUCUGCAGCCACAGUCAAGCAUGCAUGAAACUGUAGAAGGCUAUAGAAGAUACUUCAGUCAAAUUGUAGGUUUCUUUGUAGUAGAAGACCACAUAUUACAUGUAACCCAAGGACUGGUAACCAGAACAUACACUGAUGAACUCUGGAACAUGGCCCUUUCCAAGAUCAUUGCUGUUCUUAGAACACAUUCAUCAUAUUGCAAUGAUCCUGACCUUGUUCUGGAACUGAAGAAUCUCAUUGUAGUAUUUGCUGAUACUUUGCAGGGCUAUGGUUUUCCUGUGAACCGACUAUUUGAUCUUUUAUUUGAAAUAAGAGACCAAUACAAUGAAACACUUCUUAAAAAGUGGUCUGGAUUGUUCAGGGAUAUUUUUGAAGCAGACAACUACAGCCCUAUCCCAGUAGCAAAUGAAGAGGAAUACAGAAUUGUUAUAAGCAAAUUUCCUUUUCAAGAUCCAGAACUUGAUAAGCAGUCCUUUCCAAAGAAGCUUCCAAUGUCUCAGUCAGUGCCUCAAAUUUAUAUGCAGGUGAAGGAAUUUAUUUAUGCAAGCCUUAAGUUUUCAGAGUCACUUCACCGCAGUUCAACAGAAAUAGAUGAUAUGCUCAGAAAAUCUACAAAUUUGCUGCUUACAAGAACUCUAAGUAGUUGUUUACAGAACCUAAUUAAAAAACCUCAUAUAGGUUUGACAGAGCUUGUUCAAAUUAUCAUAAACACAACACACUUGGAGCAAGCCUGUAAAUACCUUGAGGAUUUUAUAUCUAACAUUACAAAUAUUUCACAAUUGACUGUCCACACUGCAAGACUUUAUGGACUUUCUACAUUUAAGGAUGCAAGGCAUGCUGCAGAAGGAGAAAUAUAUACAAAACUUAACCAAAAAAUAGAUGAAUUUAUUCAGAUUGCUGAUUAUGAUUGGACAAUGUCUGAGUCAGAUGGAAGAGCCAGUGGAUAUUUAAUGGACCUAAUUAACUUUUUGAGAAGCACGUUUCAAGUAUUUACUCAUUUACCUCAUAACAACAAUGACCAUGCAGCUAUGUCGGGAAAAGUGGCCCAGACAGCUUGCAUGUCAGCCUGCCAGCAUCUUUCAAUGUCCCUAAUGCAGAUGCUACUGGACAGUGAAUUAAAACAAAUAAGCAUGGGAGCAAUUCAGCAGUUUAAUUUAGAUGUGAUACAGUGUGAAUUGUUUGCUAGUUCUGAGCCUGUGCCAGGAUUCCAGGGAGACACCCUGCAGUUAGCUUUCAUCGACCUCAGACAACUCCUGGACCUCUUCAUGGUGUGGGACUGGUCCACCUACCUGGCUGACUACGGGCAGGCCACCUCCAAGUACCUGCGGGUCAACCCCAGCACGGCCCUCACGCUCCUGGAGAAAGUUCACAGAGGGUAUGUAUCGCCUAUAUUGUUACAAAAUAUUUUUUCUGUAACUUACUCAAUUUCCCGAAUUUCGUUUUUAUAUCCGUUGGUACGGGAAAUCAGCAAUAUAGAUACCCGCUAUUGACGGUGAACGAAAGUUACCCAUUCGCCGAGUCUGAAUUUACCAUGGAAGGAGAGGAUACUAACGGGUUUUCUGACUUGAUUCUCUCCUAGGGCAAUUGGUCGGAGUCCUGCUGAAUGGGUAUUUGCUUAAUACUUACAGGUUAUUUGUGAAAUAGUAUUUGUUAAAACGAAUUCUAUAUCGCAGAAGUUUAAUUUAAUAACACAUAGUGAACAGGUUUAGUAAUCUUUCAGUUCUUGUUAGCAGAAAGAUCAAAAGAGGAACAGCAGUAAACUGAUCUAAAUAGUCAGAUUUUUCCUUUUCAAUUUAUGUUUCUAAUGUGUUUGUCACUUGCUUUUUUAUUUCUCUAGAAUGAAAGACUCCAGCAAAAAGAACAACAUUUUUGCUCAGUUCAGGAAGAAUGACCGUGACAAGCAGAAGCUAAUAGAGACUGUAGUAAAGCAACUUAGGAGUUUAGUGAAUGGUAUGUCCCAGCACACAUAGGCCUCUUAAAUCGACAGUAUCUCAUCACACCAAGAGGUGUUUCUUAGCCACUAUUUCUACUAAGCAAAUGAUGAUACCAGUUAGGACUUUUGUUUGACGGAGAGAAGGAAAAAUGCAGUAGAUGGAUUGUACAUGUAGUCUUCAACAAACAAUUCUUUGUACGUAUUUUUAAUGGAUCGAAUACUAUUUUGUAUAUUGUAAACAAAUGGUGAAAAAUAAGGUUGUACAAUAAAAACCAGCGCAAUUGUAUUGUACAUGGAACAGCUAAACUGUAAAUACGUUAUUUAAAUAUCUGCAGAUAUGGUGUCCAGAAUUUUGCUCCAAGUAGGAAUUAUUUGAGAAAUGACCCCUUAGUUGCUGUUUUCUGGUUGGAUCCUAAUUUAAUGUUUUGAAGCAUUGAGAUACUUGUGUUUCAGAUGCCACCUAUUGUUUUCUUGCAUUAAAUGUAUAUUAGCCUUAAAGUGAUUGGACAUAAUUUUGUAUACCAGGUUUUGUAGUCUGGAGGUAUGAAAAAGUCUUCUGAUUUUUAGUACCUUUGAAAACUACCUGAGAACUAGACUUGAUAUCUAUUUAGCAUUAGGACUUAUAGGCUUUGUUCUCCAAAAGGGUUUAAUCUUGAGGUUGUGAAUGUAAAUAACCAUUUGAGUUCUUUAUAAUGUGACAUGUUGUUUCGUUUUGGUUUUGUUCCUCAGGGUUACUAUUUCUAACUGUACUUUUGUAAGAUCUCGGGUUCUUUAUCCCACGCUGCAGUAAGGAAUAGGUUUGCCGCUGUUGGUUUCGUGCUGCAUCUGUUUGUUGGUUUGCGCUUUCUCCUGCCAGCCCCAUCCCAGCGAUUAGCAUUUUGUCCGACUGUCCGUCUCUUUGCGCUGUCCCCUCCUGGCUAUUUUAGACACUAAGAGAAUGUCUAACAGAUACAAACCAAAUGGAACGUGUAAAAAUUAUGUACAUUUUCGCUGUAUUUUUAAGUUAUUGACGGUCUAAAUACAGUAAUAUAAACCUCA